ACUGAAAUGUUGGGAAUGCCCUCACAUUUAGAUUCACACAGGAUUCAACUGAAAAACGUGACUGAGGUCACUAUGUUUAUAUUAACAGGCUUCAUGGCUGAUUUUGAGAUGCAAGUCUUUCUGUUUUUACUGUUUCUGGCAAUUUAUCUGUUCACCCUGAUAGGAAAUUUGGGGCUGGUUAUAUUGGUCAUUGGGGAUUCCCGGCUCCACACGCCAAUGUACUACUUUCUGAGUGUGUUAUCCUUCUUGGAUGCCUGUUAUUCCUCCGUUGUCACCCCCAAAAUGUUGGUCAAUUUCUUGUCAGAGAACAAGGCCAUCUCGUUCAUUGGCUGUGCCACCCAGAUGUUUCUCUUUGUGACUUUUGGGAGCACGGAGUGCUUCCUCUUGGCCGCCAUGGCUUAUGAUCGCUAUGUAGCCAUCUACAACCCACUCCUGUAUUCAGUCAGCAUGUCACCCAGUGUCUAUGUACCACUCAUAAUUGCUUCCUAUGUUGGUGGCAUUUUGAAUGCUUCUGUGCACACAGGGGCCACAUUCAGCCUGUCCUUCUGUGCAUCCAAUGAAGUCAGACACAUCUUCUGUGACAUCCCCCCUCUCCUUGCUAUUUCUUGUUCUGACACGCACAUAAACCAGAUCCUGCUAUUUUACUUUGUGGGAUCAAUUGAGAUAGUCACUAUCUUGAUUGUCCUGAUCUCCUAUGGUUUCAUCCUGUUGGCAAUCCUGAGGAUGAAGUCCGCGGAAGGAAGGAGGAAAGUCUUCUCUACCUGUGGCUCUCACCUGACUGGGGUGUCCAUCUACCAUGGAACAAUUCUCUUCAUGUACGUAAGACCAAGUUCCAGCUAUGCUUUGGACCAUGACAUGAUAGUGUCGAUAUUUUACACCAUUGUGAUCCCCAUGCUGAAUCCCAUCAUCUACAGUUUAAGGAACAAAGAUGUCAAAGAGGCAACCAAAAGGGUGUUGGGGAAAAUUUGGUGUGGCAAUAGGUCUAUUUUUCACACUGACCAUUAA
Molecule: messenger RNA, 1005 nt
Organism: Talpa occidentalis (Iberian mole)
Lineage: Eukaryota; Metazoa; Chordata; Mammalia; Eulipotyphla; Talpidae
Product: olfactory receptor 5T1-like
Exons: 1
Coding region: 7-1005 (332 amino acids)
Biological process (GO): G protein-coupled receptor signaling pathway; sensory perception of smell
Cellular component (GO): membrane
Molecular function (GO): olfactory receptor activity; odorant binding; G protein-coupled receptor activity
Source: RefSeq, a predicted model, not a curated record